This is a messenger RNA of Mangifera indica (mango), 1975 nucleotides long. RefSeq names its product amino-acid permease BAT1 homolog. The coding region runs from base 220 to 1734 and encodes 504 amino acids. Gene Ontology annotation, biological process: amino acid transport; transmembrane transport. Gene Ontology annotation, cellular component: membrane. Gene Ontology annotation, molecular function: transmembrane transporter activity. Lineage: Eukaryota; Viridiplantae; Streptophyta; Magnoliopsida; Sapindales; Anacardiaceae. The transcript has 7 exons. The record is from RefSeq and is a predicted model, not a curated record.
AACUCGUACUUAAUAUUCAAACAUCGCAACAGUGAAUUUUGACUUUUAUGCUGUAUAAACAUGGCUGCGGAGAAUCUCGAGUCAACUCUUACCUUUGUUGAAUCUUUCCCCUUGUGUAUGAUUGAUUCACUUUCAUUUUAAGCUUUAGAAUCAAUUAGAACAAGCAGCCUGAGAGUUCACAACAGAUUGUAGAGAUGGAUUCUGGAGAAAAAAGGCUGAAUGAGCUCGGAUACAAGCAGGAACUCCGAAGAGAAAUGGUUUUUUUCACUUUUCAUCUUAACCUUGUCUUGUCCUUUACUGUUUGGUGUUGCUCUUGCUCCUGAAGAUGUUUUCUGUCUUCUGUAUGCAGGUCCUGCUAGUCUUGUGUGGGGAUGGGUGGUUGUUUCAUUCUUCACCUUGUUUGUUGGAAUUGCAAUGGCUGAGAUCUGUUCCUCUUUCCCAACUACUGGUUCUCUUUACUUCUGGGCUGCUCAUUUAGCUGGCCCCAAAUGGGGUCCAUUUGCAUCAUGGUGCUGUGCUUGGCUCGAGACUAUUGGUCUUAUUGCUGGCAUAGGAACUCAGGCAUAUGCGGGAUCACAGACACUGCAAAGCAUCAUUUUAUUAUGCACAGGAACAAAUAAAGAUGGAGGUUAUUUUGCUCCUAAGUGGUUAUUCUUAUGUAUGUAUAUUGGUCUCACCAUUAUAUGGGCUGUUCUCAACACCUUUGCCUUGGAAGUCAUUGCCUUUAUCGACAUAAUUUCAAUAUGGUGGCAGGUUGUUGGAGGGCUAGUCAUUGUUAUAAUGCUUCCCUUGGUUGCACAGACUACACAAUCUGCUUCAUAUGUGUUCACACAUUUCGAAAUGUCACCGACAUCAACAGGAAUAUCAAGCAAACCUUAUGCAGUCAUUCUAUCUUUUCUUGUCAGCCAGUAUUCCCUGUAUGGAUAUGAUGCUGCAGCACAUUUAACUGAAGAAACAAAAGGUGCAGACAAGAAUGGCCCUAUUGCGAUUCUCUCUAGCAUUGGGAUCAUCUCAGUAUUUGGAUGGGCAUAUAUCUUGGCCCUUACUUUCAGCAUUCAGGAUUUCAGCUACCUCUAUGAUCCAUCCAACGAGACCGCAGGAGUAUUUGUGCCAGCUCAAAUCCUCUAUGAUGCGUUCCACGGGAGGUAUGACAGUUCUACUGGGGCAAUUAUCUUACUGUUUGUCAUAUGGGGUUCAUUCUUCUUUGGUGGGCUCUCAAUCACUACAAGCGCUGCCAGAGUUGUGUAUGCUUUAUCAAGAGAUAAAGGAGUUCCUUUUUCAUCCAUAUGGAGACAAGUGCACCCAAAACACAAAGUUCCCUCAAAUGCAGUGUGGCUCUGCGCAGCCAUUUGUAUUAUUCUUGGACUUCCAAUCUUGAAAGUCAAUGUAGUCUUCACUGCCAUAACUUCCAUUUGCACAAUUGGAUGGGUUGGUGGCUAUGCGGUUCCAAUCUUUGCAAGAAUGGUAAUGUCUGAGAAGAAUUUUAAAGCUGGGCCAUUUUAUCUGGGAAAAGCUAGUAGACCGGUUUGCUUGAUUGCGUUUCUAUGGAUUUGCUAUACAUGCUCAGCGUUUCUUUUGCCGACUUAUUACCCAAUUGACUUGGAAACUUUGAACUAUGCACCUGUGGCCUUGGGUGUUGGUUUGGGUCUGAUAAUGCUCUGGUGGCUGUUGGAUGCAAGGAAAUGGUUCAAGGGACCUGUUCGGAACAUACAUAGCGAAAAUGGGAAGGUUUAAGAUUCAUCCCACACGUUCUUGGAUCGUUUCUUUGUCAUACAUUUAAAGGCUUAUGGUUAUAUUAUUUCUUUGAUUAAAAUAGGCUCCAAUUAGUAUUUGAUUUGACUAACAGAUUUAGAUUACCUUGCCAGUCCCAGUACAAUUCUUUCAGUAUCAAUAGGAACAUGUCUGUUACAUUUGAUUGACUACAUUAAUACCACUGUGUGUGAAGCAGAAGAUUUGCUGCACGCAAAUUUAUAUA